Molecule: messenger RNA, 4585 nt
Organism: Dimorphilus gyrociliatus
Lineage: Eukaryota; Metazoa; Annelida; Polychaeta; Dinophilidae
Source: the annotation of a GenBank genome assembly
UGAGAAGCUAACCGACGAGGAGGUAGAUGAAAUGAUCCGUGAGGCAGAUAUUGACGGUGAUGGUCAAGUAAACUAUGAAGGUUUGUCUUUUUAUAACAUUAUGUUUCUUUUAUAUUUUUUUUCAAAAAAUUUACAACAAAAUUUCAAAAACGCACUUUUUUUAUAAUAUUUAUAUCGUAAAAACAAGAUUAUUCACACAGUUGUGAAAAUUUUUGUUACUUUUUUAUUUUAAAAAGGAGGCUUUACAUGUCGAAAUUUUUUUACCAUGUAUAUUUUUUGUGAAUUUCAGAAUUUGUAAAUAUGAUGAUGUCGAAAUAAGCUGAAGAGGACAAUAUUGAAAUAAGCCAUUCCUAUUUUCAAAUGUUAGUAAGACUUGCUGAGCACAAAUUUUGCACGUGCCUGCUAAACAAUUAAAUGAUGUUCCUCACUUUCAACAAAUGACGACGGUGUUAGAAUAGUUGAUCUAUUGAUAUUAAAACGCUUAAACUCUCCGUUUCUCAUUACUAACUAACAUGUUUUCUGUUCUAUCCUCUUUUUAUCGGUCAUGUUUUUAAGAACCGGUACAGGUGUGUAAGAAUACCACUAACGCCAUCUUUUUUCUGUUUCAGAAUUCGUAACGAUGAUGACGUCCAAGUAAGCGGGGCGCUGCACUCUCAUUCUUUGUAGAUCUGUCUCCUGCAUUGCGGAAGAAAAGCGUUUUAUUUUUAACGUACAAUGUCUGCAACGUAUGGAGUCGUUCGUCGGAGCUACAGCGUCCUUAUUCGUUGGAUCUACGACGAAGCUUUCGCGCCAUUAUAUAAUAGUUCUAUUUCUUUUUUGUAAGAAAAACGUUAAACUAAUCAUUGCUCCGCUUUUCUUUCAUGUAUGAAUUAUAAUCUAUAUCUUUGUCUGUAAAAUAUCACAUACUUUCCAACAAGAUUUUCAUGUUGAUUGUUCAAAAAAAAAAAAAAUAUGGCUUAUAACACACUUCAGUAGUAGGAUUUGAGUUUUGCGACAGUAGAAAAUAGAAUCUAAUUAACCUACUUAGGCGUCGGUCGAGAGAAAUUGCGCAACUAAUCGAAUCGGGAAAAAUCGAAAAUUUUAGCGCGCGUUUCGACAGUGCUGCCACCCAAUGGCGGAAUAAUGGCGUCAUCGGCGGCUGCGUGCUUUCUAUGCCGGUCGGUUAAAGGCGAUUUUUUGGCUACAAUUACUUCAUGUUACGCCCUGAAAAAUUGUCAAACGCUGUCGUAAAUUGUUGGCGAAGGUAAUCGUAUAAAGUUUGUCGUCGAAAGAGGUAAGAUCUCUUAGAAAACUCGAAUUUUUCUUCUAAAGAUUAUUCUUGCCGCCCUGCAUGCAUAAUCAAUGAGCCGCCGCCAUAUAUAUGCUUGAAACCGAGUCGGCUUUUUAGGCCUGCGACAGGGUAUAACUUUAAAUCUUUCUUACGAAAAAUGUUCGAUAUGAACGAUAUAUUCAAAAGUGGUACAAGUUUUUUAAUAUAAAGAUACCCAAGAACAAAUGUGAAUGGGUUGUAACGAAUAUGCAGAUGAGCUUGCCGCAAUGGCGCAGAUGCAAGCGGUGAAUCAUCUAGAGGAUUUCACCUGCUGGAGUAGAUAGGUCUAGACUUGGACUAGUCAGUGGUUGCAUUUUUUCUGUGUUAUUCACAAUGAAUGUUGUUAUUUUUGUUUUUAGUUGUAAAUCUGAAUAUUAUAAUGUUUCAGAAACUAAUUAUUGAAAAAUAAAGCAGGUGACUAAACAAAGAAAACGGCUGCGAUAGGGGGCGCUUGUGUGUUCUUUGUCCUUCCUCGAACUUCACUACAUAAAGCGGACUGCGUCUGACCCGGCCGUAUUACACGCCAAGUCGGUGGUUCGGUGGGGCUGUUUGAGCCGGCAGAAUCCGUUAAGAGGUAUUCUGCAGGUACACAUCAGCCCCAUUUAGCCAUCGUUUUUCAUCGUCUAUAUCUACAACAACUACUACAAUAUCUACUACGAUUGGAGCUGCUGUUAUCUGAACAUUUUUUGAAUUUGUUUCGACGCUGACCUAUUUUUCACACGCACCUUACGUAAUUUUUACUUCUCUCUCUUCUCUCUUUCUCUCUCUCUCUGUCUUCGCAAUUUUUUCAGUGAAUCGGUUAAUUUCAGCAGUAGAAUUUUAGCAUUAUUUAUCUUCUCUACUGAUUUUUCGAAACCUAAAAAUCGCCAGAUUUCUCGUAAGCGUGAUCAUUGAACAAAGGGGCGACUCAUGUGCAGGCACAUACACACAAAGAAAAGUUGGGCUGUCUGCAUGUAUGAAUCUGCUCCUCUAUUCUUUGUUCGGCAUCUUCUGCAUGCUAUUUAGUUUUUGCAUGCAUUUUUUUUUCCCUCCCUGUUCUCGUUUUAACAUACAAUGCUACAUUCUUUUUCUCUGAACGAAAUCUUGAAAUAAUACAGUUUAAAAAUAAUUUAAAAUCACUCGUUUUGAACAAAGAAGCGUGACCGACGCCAGCAAGUUGUAUUAAACCGCUAGAGGGCGUGUUCCGAUGCCCGCCGUUUUACCUCUUGUUCUUAAAAAGUUCAUAUCCUUUUUUUUUCCAAUUAUAACACAAGAAAUUAGUAAGAAUGACUAAAAUUUCAGUCAUUUAUCAUAACACAAUAAUAUCCGUAUAAGUAUGAUUAAACAUGAAUAAUGAGGGGAUGAACAAGUUUAAUAAUAUAGAAAUAAAGGGAAAAAAUGCGUGGCCGAAUGUAGACGUUAAUUUUUCGCUGUGCAUACCCGACUAACCCUGAAGUAACCCCUUGUUGUAUAUAGGUGAAGUAUUUCGCGAACUGCCAUUUUUGCUCUCGAUCGCGAAAUCUUGAAUGUUACAAAAGAAUAAAUAAAGGCAUAGUUUUAAUAAUGUAACAAGCGUAAAAUAUUAAUAUACGAUGAGACUGCUCCCCCUAUUAUAUUGAUUAAAGAAACAAAAGAUAGUGUUAAAUCGACUCGUUUGGUCAAUGUGCAUAUGCCAUUUCAGUUAGAGAAGACUACUACUAAAAUGACAGAAACCGCAAAAUCGCAGCUGUCCGAUGAGCAACUUUCCGAAUUUCAAGAGGCUUUCGCGCUUUUCGACAAAGAUGGCGACGGAGUAAUUACAACGAAAGAACUAGGAACGGUAAUGAGGUCACUAGGGCAGAAUCCUUCUGAUACAGAAUUACAAGACAUGAUUAAUGAAGUUGAUGUCGAUGGAAAUGGAACUAUCGACUUUAACGAAUUCCUAAGUAUGAUGGCGAAGCAAACUUCGGAUAAAAACGAUGGUGAACACGAAAUGGAAGAAGCUUUCAAAGCCUUUGACAAAGACGGUGAUGGAUUCAUUUCGGCUGCCGAAUUACGACAAGUGAUGCUGAGUAUAGGUGAAAAGUUAACGGAUGCCGAAGUUGGUGAAAUGAUUCGAGAGGCCGAUAGAGAUGGUGACGGCCUAAUAAGCUACUCUGAGUUCGUCGUUAUGAUGUGUUCAAAAUAACGAUCGAUAAAGUAUACCCACCCGUCACCAGAUGGCGAAAAGCACUCAAUUUAUAUUUCUUUAUUUUCUCAAUGUUUGCAUUUGAAUUUGAAAGAGAAAAUUGAAUAGGACAAUUGUUUGGCACAUUCCUGUUAAUUAUGAAUAUUUAUUUGUUUCAUGAACAAUAACAUGCUUUAAUAUUUUCAUUCCGUCCGUAAAAUAUAACAACAUUUCAUAAACAAAUACCUAUCCUCUCUUAAUUAAUGCCUUUCUCAAAUGGUUUUACUAUUUGGUUAUUCAUAACUUGAUGCUUUAUUUUAAAUAGGUUUGAAAAGAUAGACGAGUUUGCAAUAUUAAUAGACGCCGCAGAAUUACCAUUUGACAAUCUACCCACGCGUAUACAACGAAAUUCAGCCGCAUUGCAAACAUUCUGUACACACAACUAAGGAAUAGAUAAAAACUCAUGAAUUAUUAUACAUAGAUUGUGGAUCAUUUCUACAAAAUUUAACGUUGGUGGUACAUUUGUGAAUAUGAAUUUUCUAUUCUUUUUAACACCGUUUCAAUGUGAUCCAUUCAAUCAGCCUACAUUCUUAUUGUAGUUACAAUGUCAAAUAACAAUAAAACUGCCCGUAUUUUCAAGACGUCCUAUUUUGAAUGGAAAAACGGCAUCGCAUACAGAAUGAACUCCCGACGUCUAUACGUAAUAGCAUAUAUUGCUACUUCUCUGGCCCACUCUUUCUUUGAGCCUCUCUUAUAUCUUUAUUAUUUCUUUCUCUCCCUCUGCACUCCUUAUUUCUUUCUUUAUCCAUAAUCUCUCUCUCUCUUUCUUUCUUUUCAAAAAAAUCUACUAACAAUGCGUAAACAGCGUUAGACAGACUCGUAUUUUUUACUGUUUUAUGGUCCUACAAGCUCUCUUUAUAAAGUAAACAAUUGAGAAGCAAUAUCUUAUCAUUAAUUUAGCAUCAAAUUUGCAACGGUUUACCGUUUUACAGCAAAGGGUGAUCGAGGUACGUCAACUUACAUUUUCUCUUUGUGUAGAAGGGAAAGUAAAGUAUUACGUAAGAAUAAAAAUCGGGGCAAUCUCUCAGAAACUCUCUUUAGCGUACAAGUCUCAAUGAUUAAAGAAUGAAACUGUAACUUUGAUAAGAGUU